AUGGCUGCGAUCGCAGCAGCCUCUGUCGCGGCCACCGCGGCGGGCCUCGCAUAUCUCGAUGGCAAGUAUCACAUACGGCAGGAUUGGACAGCCAUCCGCGCCAGGAAUAAGGGCAGUAAGCUCUUCCAGAAAGCCAUAAAAGAAAAGCGCGUAUCCCCCUACUACUUCUUUGAGAAGCACGCGAAGGCGCAGCCCAACGCAGAAUGCAUCUGGUCGCGGUCGGGAUCCUACCGCUGGGCUGAGGCCUACUGCCGCGCGAACCAGUACGCCCAGUUCUUCCUCUCCAACGGCGUCCAGCCUGGCGACCUCGUCGCCCUCUUUAUGGCCAACAGCCCGGACUUUGUGCUGGCGUGGAUGGGCCUGUGGUCCAUCGGCGCCGCCCCAGCCCUCAUCAACCACAACCUCACGCGCCAGGCCCUGCUGCACUGUCUCGGCAUCGCCGACGCCAAGCUCAUCCUCGCCGACGGGCCGCCGCAGCUGAUGGAGCGUCUGGACGCCGUGCGCGACGACCUGACCGCACAGGGCGUGCGCACUGUGAAGCUCGAGGACGCGCGGGCCGUCCUGAAUAGCACGCGUGGCGAGCGCCCCCCUGAUAACCUGCGGGAAAACGUGAUGCCCAACUCGCCCUUCGGCCUUUUCUACACCAGUGGGACGACGGGUCUCCCAAAGGCCGUCACCGUCCCCGCCGCGGCGGGUUUCAUGCACGGUUGCAGUAAGGACUGCGGGUUCGCGUACGUGGGUGGGGACGACGAGCGGUACUACGACUGCAUGCCCCUAUACCACGGCACGGGCGGCAUCAGCGGCAUGACACAGCUGUUGACGGGGCAGACGCUGUGCGUGGCCCCCAAGUUCAGCGUGUCGAGCUUCUGGGACGACGUACGCGAGAGCCGCGCCACUUGGUUCGCGUACGUCGGCGAGACGUUGCGGUACCUGCUGGCGGCGCCGCCCUCGCCCCGAGACAGGGAUCACGCCGUGCGCGGCAUCUACGGCAACGGGCUGCGGCCUGACGUGUGGAAGGCGUUCCGCGACCGCUUCGGUAUCGACACGAUCCACGAGUUCUUCAACUCGACCGAGGGCAUCAUGCCGCUCGACAACCCGGCGCGCGGCGACUUCCGCGCCCACUCGGUCGGCCACCACGGCCUGCUGAUGCGGCGGCGCUUCCAGGAUGUCUUUGUCCCCGUCGAGAUCGACGUCGACACGGGGGACCUGGCGCGGGACCCCCGCACGGGGCUGGCGCUCCGCGUACCCUACGAGGUCGGCGGCGAGAUCCUGGUCCGACAGCCGACGACCAUCACGCCCGCGUUCCCGGGCUACUACAAGAACAAAGAGGCUACGGAUCAGAAGUACGUGCGCGACGUGUUCGCCAAGGGCGACCUGUACUACCGCACGGGUGACGCGCUGCGCCGCGACAGCGACGGCCGCUGGUUCUUCAUGGACCGCCUGGGCGACACCUACCGGUGGAAGGGCGAGAACGUGUCGACGGCCGAGGUGUCCGAGGUCCUGGGCCAGUACCCCGGCGUGGGCGAGGCCACCGUGUACGGCGUCUCGCUGCCGGGACACGAUGGCAAGGCGGGUAUGGCCGCCAUCUAUGUCGAUUCUGCUAUCAAGACUUUUGAUUACACCGGGUUACUAAAACACGCCCGCACCCACCUCCCCAGUUACGCCGUGCCCCUAUUCCUGCGGCAGAUCCGCGAGCGGUCCGCCACGCACAACAACAAGCAGGACAAGGUGCCCCUCAAGGCGGCCGGCGUCGACCCCGCGCGGACCAAGGGCGACCCGCUGGUCUGGGUCAGCGACAUGGGCAAGGGGGACGCGUACGUGCCGUUCACGGCGGCCGACUGGGAUGCGCUGAAUGCGGGCCGGGCGAAGUUGUAA
This is a messenger RNA of Anthostomella pinea, 1875 nucleotides long. NCBI's taxonomy places the organism in Eukaryota, Fungi, Ascomycota, Sordariomycetes, Xylariales, Xylariaceae. The record is from the annotation of a GenBank genome assembly.